Messenger RNA from Trachymyrmex septentrionalis, 2392 nucleotides. RefSeq names its product Golgi resident protein GCP60. The record is from RefSeq and is a predicted model, not a curated record. Gene Ontology annotation, molecular function: fatty-acyl-CoA binding. Lineage: Eukaryota; Metazoa; Arthropoda; Insecta; Hymenoptera; Formicidae. The coding region runs from base 255 to 1739 and encodes 494 amino acids. Gene Ontology annotation, cellular component: Golgi membrane. The transcript is spliced from 4 exons.
GCGAUUAAGGGCUGUUCUAGAUCCAGGAUCUUUCCUCGUGCGGUUUCAUUAUUGUGCGUGAAUUAUCGUACGCACGCACGCACUCAUAGAGCAUAGACUAUCCGUCAUGUUACUCGCGAGAUAAUGUCGCGACUGCUGUUCGGCGUUCAGCCGAUUCAGCGGUCGCGAUCAAACGCUGGACUGAACAAGAACAAGAUCAACAUCAACAAGGUUAGGCACUCGCGAUUUAUAUCAAUCCUCGAUCGACGUGUCAGAUGCUAACGCAAAUGGCGGCCGCUGCCGAGGAGGAUGUGUCUGCACUCGGUGAGUGGGUCGACGAAUUGAGCGUUUCCGCGACGGAGGACGACAAAAAAGCGACGAAUAGGACCGAUAGCAAUGACGUUACAGCGAAGAACUGUGAGCCGCGACUCUGGGGCUUUGAGACGCGAGAGCUUUACAAAUUUGCACUCAACUUCUACAAAGAAAAAGAAGGCAAAGCUGUCCAUCUCUCUUAUGAGGAUAAAUUGAAAUUGGUAGCAUUCACGCAACAAGUGACACAUGGAAAAUACACAGCUGAAAAUGCACCAUCGUUAGGUGUCUUGGACAUGAUUGGAAGGGACAGGCGAGUGGCAUGGCAAAAUCUGGGAGAUAUAUCAAAAGAACAGGCAAUGGAAGGCUUUAUAAUAUUGCUGGAUAAACUAUGCCCUUUAUUCAGAACUGUAGUUGAGGCACAAAAAAGGAAUUUUGAAGAGAAACAACGGCUUAAGAGAGAAGAGGAGGCAAAGAAACAGGAAGAAGAAAAGAAACUUAAGGAGGUAGAGGAGGAGAAAAAGAAACAGGAAGAAGAAAGACUGAAGGAGGAAACUCAGAGGAGACAGAUUCAGGAUGCUUUGAAUCAGCAAACAUAUUAUCAGUUCAGAUUAUACGCUGAACAACAAUACCCCGGCAAUCCGGAGCAGCAGGGCGUUUUGAUCAGACAGUUGCAGGAGCAGCAUUAUCAUCAGUACAUGCAACAACUCCAUCAGAACCAGUUAGUUGUCGAGGACCAUAUUGAAGAGGAAGAAGAGGAGGAGAAGGAGAAGAAGAUGAAGAAGAAGAACGUCCAAUCAAAGAAUGUAACGUGCAAAGACGAUGAUGAUCACGAUGAUGAUGAUGAUGACAAGGAUAACACGAACGAAAACGUAAAUGAUGAAGAUUCGGACGAAGUGGAAGACUGGCCGCCCAUCAGUCCUGCAGAAAUGUGGACGAGAAAGGGCGUAGAGGAAUUUAAACAGAUCAUUAGAAAAGAAACAGGAGACGCGGUUAUUAAGGUCGGCCAUGGUGAGACUGUUACGGUGCGAGUACCAACGCACGAAGAUGGUACAUGUCUGUUUUGGGAGUUUGCUACGGAUGGUUAUGACAUUGGUUUCGGAGUUUAUUUCGAAUGGUCGAAACCAGAGACGAACCAGGUAUCUGUGUACAUAAGCGAGUCCGAGGAAGAUGAGGACGAAGAGGAGUAUGAACCGCGAGAAGAUCUAGAGAGCGGAUCGGUGAAUGGUAAUGCCCGACCUGAACGUAAAACGACCACACCACCUAUAAGCGUUAUAGUACCUAUAUAUAGGAGAGACUCUCAAGAGGAAAUUUACGCUGGAAGUCAUCAAUAUCCGGGCGAGGGGGUAUAUCUUCUAAAAUUCGACAACUCAUAUUCGCUUUGGCGGAGUAAAACACUUUAUUACCGAGUAUACUACACACGACAGGGUUUCACGAAGAAUAAUAAUUAAUCUUUAUGUUGCAUAUCGAAACGAGAUGUAUAACAAGUGUAUGUUGUUUCUUGAACGUUAGUCUUACAAUUAGUAUUAUCGUCUACUUAUCGAUAACGAUAGUCCAACUGAAUAAAGAAUCCUAUUUGUCCCUAUUUUAUUUGAUUCGCGCGAAAGCAACAAACCUCUUCAUAUGUAAAGAAAAUAUCUUUAUUAUAUGUAUAGUUAAGUACGAACAUGAUAAGUUUCAUAAAGUGGCAAAAGUAUAUGCGCGAGGAGGAAACGAAUUCUAAACUUUUCUCGAGAAGCAAAAAACUUCCAAGUGUAUCGUAAAUUAACGAUUGACAAUGACUCUUCGACGUGCAUAAUAUUGUGCAAUUCUAUGGCAAUUCUUUGACGCAGGCGACAUUCUCUUUUCAUAACUUUAAAUUUUUAAUAAUUCGUAUCGGCGCUCAAAUCUUUACAUAUGUAUACACACGAAAUGAUGUUCUCCGUUUUAGAGCGAAGAAUUAAGUAUACACACACGCAUGUUGUGUAUCUGUUUGUUCUAUGUGAAUAUUGGCUUGUAAAAUGUUUUUGCGACUUGAUAUACAAUAUAUUGUAUAGACUUUAUCACUUAGUGUUUGCUGUCAUGGCUUUUAUUAAAAUUAUUUUUUUUUAAAUACAACAUUGCA